AUGGCGUCCUCAACCAAUAUUAAGGUUGUUUGUCGGUUUCGGCCCCAAAAUGCUCUCGAACUCAGAGAGGGCGGCGAUAUCGUAGUCGCCUUCGAUGAGAAUCUUCAGACCGUGCAGAUGAAGAACUCGCAGGCCGUUUCUGGGCCAGAGAAGGAUGGAUUCACAUUCGACAGAGUUUUUCUGAUGGGCACAAAACAACACAAAGUAUUCGAUUACGGUGUUAAAGAGUGA
This is a messenger RNA of Suillus subalutaceus, 231 nucleotides long. RefSeq lists its product as uncharacterized. NCBI's taxonomy places the organism in Eukaryota, Fungi, Basidiomycota, Agaricomycetes, Boletales, Suillaceae. Gene Ontology annotation, molecular function: microtubule binding; ATP binding; microtubule motor activity. The transcript is spliced from 2 exons. The record is from RefSeq and is a predicted model, not a curated record. The coding region runs from base 1 to 231 and encodes 76 amino acids. Gene Ontology annotation, biological process: microtubule-based movement.